AUGGAUCCCGCGUCUGUCGCUCUGGCCGUGGUCAGCGUUAUAGAUCUCUGCUACAAAUAUGGAAACAAACUGGCCAUCCUGUGCCAUCAAUACCGACGCCUAGACACGGAUCUCGGAGAAACAAUCCUAACCAUCCAAGCAUCCUGGCUCAAAAUGGAUAUACAACUAAAGUCGCUCCGAGCAAUAUGCGACAAGCUGGACUACCCGCUGCUGAACCUGUACCAUGAUGCGCUGACCCCUCUCGAGGCUAAACUCGCUAGGGCGUCGGAGAGCUUUCAGGUCGUGCAGGCAAAGGCCGGUGUGGCGUUCAACGUGCAUCAGAAGUUGAAGGUCGUGUACCUGAAGCGCGAGCUCGCGAAGACGGUUGAGGAUCUGGAACUGUGGCAGAGGAGGUUUGAUCCGUCGUGGUACCUGAUUACCAGGAUCGCGAAUCCGGAUGUUGAUAGGAAGCUGCAAAAUGUUCGUCCGGGGCAGCAGCAGCAGCAGCAACAUGCAUCGGCGUCACCGUCACCGUCUACACGUCUAGCACGGAUGAGAGAGUCUAUCAAGCAGCUCUCGUCACAGGGGGAAGACGCAAGCGGGUCGGUUUUCAAAGAUGCGACGUCGCUCAGCAGUGAAAUGGCGAGGGUUGAAGGAACGAAUGCAUACAUGUCGAGCUAUAGAAACGGCACUCGAUAUGUCCUCCUUGACCCGGCGAACAUGCUCAGUCAGAACCAGAUAUCCAGUACCACGGCAAAGCUAAACAUCCGCGACCUGGCAAGACUCCUGCAGCACAUUGAUCCAUUGACAUUCCAUCUCUUGCGAUGUGAUGGCGUUGUCGAAUUACCAACAGCGCACGGGAAGCAAUUCCACCUACUCUUCGAAAUCCCUGUCGGUCUAUCGACACCAAAAACCCUGCGGCAGCUUCUUCAGCAGAGGCCCAUACGCAAAUGUUCAUUAAGCCAUCGAAUCCGAUUAUCCAAGCAGCUCGCCCGCUCAGUCAUGUUUGUACAUGCAGCAGGCUUCGUUCAUAAAAACAUAAGCCCAGCCACAGUCCUUGUCUUCCACGACGACAAAAACAACAUUGAACUAGGCCCAUCAUUCCUCAUCGGCUUUGAACGAAUACGCAGGGCUGAAGGCCGGACAGACAAGUUCGGGGACUUGGAUUGGGAGAAGAACCUCUACCGGCAUCCGCUGCGUCAGGGCCUCCACCCGGAAGAUAUAUUCGAGAUGCGGCAUGACAUUUAUAGUCUUGGGGUUUGUUUACUUGAGAUAGCUCUGUGGGAAUCAUUCGUCCGCUUUGAAGACGGAGAAUCGGGGCAGAGGGAGUCCGUCCCUUGGUAUGGCCUGGAGAUAUUGGACUCCCUAGCGGAUAGAGACCAGCGGCGUGGUGCGUUUGCAACAAAGGAUCGACUAUUGGAGAUAUGCAAGGAAGAUCUACCCAGUAUAAUGGGGGAGAAGUAUACGAGUGUCGUUGUUGCUUGCCUUUGCUGUUUGGAUGAUAGUGACGAUAACCCGUUUCGGGAUGAGAAGAGCUUGCAGGACAGAGACGGGAUUGUCAUAGGGGUGCGGUACAUUGAAAAUGUCCUUUUGAAAUUAGAGGAGCUGGUCUUAUAA
Aspergillus puulaauensis is the source of this 1596-nucleotide messenger RNA. RefSeq lists its product as uncharacterized. Lineage: Eukaryota; Fungi; Ascomycota; Eurotiomycetes; Eurotiales; Aspergillaceae. Gene Ontology annotation, molecular function: ATP binding; protein kinase activity. Gene Ontology annotation, biological process: protein phosphorylation. Bases 1 to 1596 code for a protein of 531 amino acids. The record is from RefSeq and is a predicted model, not a curated record. The transcript is spliced from 3 exons.